AUGGCAGCGCCUUGUAUCAAAGUUUCUCAAUCCAGAUUCGCCGCCCUUCGAAUCGACAAUGACAGUGAUGAAGAGGUGAAGAAACCAGUGAAAAACAAUACUCAUUCCACCCAACAACAACCUAAAAAGAAAGUAAAGAAGAAGAAGGUCGUGUCUAAUGAAACUGCUGAGCUAAAACAGCUUGCAUUUGGAAAACCAACAAGCAAGACGAAGAAAAGCCAAAACCGAAAUAAUCAGAAUCUGUCUCCAUCAGUUACCGACAAGCAGUGGGAAGACUGGAAAAGAGUAGAUGAAGAAUAUACUUCGGACAUUUAUGAAAAGGAUUUACAGCAAGCAUUACUGUUGAGUAAGUUGGAAUUUGAACAGAAAAGUUCAAACAAAGAGAAAAGUGGAAACAUUACCGCAUCUAUCCCCACCCCCGUCACCAACAAUAAUAGUAGUGGAAAUACUAAAUCCCAAGCAGCUGAAAACAAGAAAAAAAGAAGAAAAGAGAGAAAUACUCCCAUUACAUUGGAAGAAUACAAAAACAGAUCCCGCCAAAAUGCAAAGGAAAAAAAUGAAGAGGAAACAGAGGAAACUGAGCCUCCUCCACCAAUACAGACAAAAAUUUCAGCUGCAGACGGAGACCCCAAUUACUUUGAAAAUGUCAAAGAUGGAGUCCACCGGAUUCUGAAAAAAGAAAAAAUGCAAGAAGAAUAUCAGAAGCAAUAUGCAGUGCAGAGUGUGUUGACUGCUAAACAUGCAGAAGAAAUGAAACAGAAAGAUGAAGAAUUAAAUCGGUUAAGAGAAAAAGUUAAUAGUUUAGAGGAUGAGCUUAAAAAAGUGAAGAAAAGAAAUCGGCAAUUGGCAAUAAUUCUUAGUCAAGCAGAAAUAAAGGAAAAGUCUGAUAUUUUAGAACAAGUUGACAACCUGAAUAGUGUCAAAGAUGAGCUUACAGAUCAGGUGAUCAAAUUAACACAAGAUUUGGAACAGGAAAAAUCCAAAGUCCAUAAUUACAAAGCUGAAUUAGACAAGUUAAAAGGAUCCAAGCACAAAGGUGAUUCCAAACAUGUCUGA
Acanthosepion pharaonis is the source of this 1056-nucleotide messenger RNA. The record is from the annotation of a GenBank genome assembly. NCBI's taxonomy places the organism in Eukaryota, Metazoa, Mollusca, Cephalopoda, Sepiida, Sepiidae.